AUGGCUUCAAGGAUUAUCAGCCUUCUUUUUUCACUAUUAGUAGCUUCAUUUGCCAUUGUCCAAAUAGCGAUUGCAGGGGAUCCAGACAUUGUCUCCGACUUCAUAAUCCCGCCCAACAUGAGUGCUGUGGAUGGUAACUUCUUCACAUUUACUGGCAUACGGGCUCUUGUGGGGGCACCUGAGCCCACAACCUUCAAGGUUACAAAAGCGAGCCUGGCGGAAUUCCCGGCUCUGAAUGGCCAGAGUGUUUCUACUGCUGUGCUUGAGUUCCCAGCUGAUUCCGUCAAUCCACCUCACACCCAUCCUCGCUCUGCAGAGCUGCUUUUCCUCCUUGAUGGUUCACUGCAAGUGGGGUUUGUGGACACAACCAACAAGCUCUUCACCCAAACACUUCAAGCAGGGGACAUGUUUGUGUUUCCUAAGGGACUUGUUCAUUUUCAGUACAAUGUCGAUGCAAAGAAUUCUGCUGUUGCCGUCUCCGCUUUUGGCAGUGCAAAUCCAGGAACCGUUUCACUCCCCAACACUGUGUUUGCCACUGGCAUUGAUGACAACAUCUUGGCUAAGUCCUUCAAAACUGAUGUCGCCACCAUUCAAGCUAUCAAGGCUGGUCUUGCACCCAAGCCCUGA
Messenger RNA from Vitis riparia (riverbank grape), 627 nucleotides. RefSeq names its product putative germin-like protein 9-2. The coding region runs from base 1 to 627 and encodes 208 amino acids. Lineage: Eukaryota; Viridiplantae; Streptophyta; Magnoliopsida; Vitales; Vitaceae. Gene Ontology annotation, cellular component: cell wall. Gene Ontology annotation, molecular function: manganese ion binding. The transcript has a single exon. The record is from RefSeq and is a predicted model, not a curated record.